AUGAAUAACAAGAUAACUCAGAUCACAGAGUCGGCCACAGAUAACUCAGACGAGCAAGUGUCUGGUUGUCCCGCUGGUUGGACUCAGUUUGGCUCUCGCUGCUUCAUUUUCUAUCGCCAGGCAAGGGUAUGGGCCGAUGCCGAGCAUAUAUGCGUCUCUAUUGGUGGGAAUCUGGCCUCCAUCCACAGUGCUGAUGAAAACACCUUCCUCAGUGACCUGAUUUUAAGAGUGUCUAGUGCUCGCCACCGUACCUGGAUUGGUGGCUAUGAUGCAGUGAGGGAGGGGACAUGGUUGUGGAGUGAUGGCUCAAAUUUUCGCUACUUCCGCUGGUACAUCAGGGAGCCUAACAACCAUGGAGGAAAUGAAAACUGCAUAGAGAUGAACUUUGGAGGUACAUCAGCAGGAUUGUACUGGAAUGAUAUCCCUUGUCACCAUGGAAAACCUUUUGUUUGUGGCAAGGAUCUGUGA
This is a messenger RNA of Scomber scombrus (Atlantic mackerel), 468 nucleotides long. Its product is annotated as galactose-specific lectin nattectin-like. The coding region runs from base 1 to 468 and encodes 155 amino acids. NCBI's taxonomy places the organism in Eukaryota, Metazoa, Chordata, Actinopteri, Scombriformes, Scombridae. The record is from RefSeq and is a predicted model, not a curated record. Gene Ontology annotation, molecular function: signaling receptor activity. The transcript is spliced from 7 exons.